AAGGCGGUUUCUCUGCCCCCCCCCCCCCUCUCUCUCUCUCUCUCUCUCUCUCGUCUCUGCUCGUCCCUCUUCCAAAUCUGUCUUUCCUUUUGGGAAAGCGCAGGAAAAGGGUGCCCUCCGGCACUCCAUCUUUUUUAAGUGUCGCUCUGUCCCUUUGGUUUCCUCAACCCACCCACCAAAGGACACAUAAGUCACAGAGUUAGAGAGAGAGAGAGAGAGCAAUAGAGAGAGAAGCAUGAAAGGAGUGUUCUCAGAAGAAGAAGAAGAAGAAGGCAUGGAGGAAGGAGGGAGCGUCACCCUGGACGAUCUUAAGAAGAAGAUGGCCGAGUUUGCAAGAGAAAGAGACUGGGACCAGUUCCACAGUCCUAGAAACCUCCUCCUAGCCUUGGUGGGAGAGGUCGGGGAGCUGUCGGAGAUCUUUCAGUGGAGAGGGGAGGUCCCCAAGGGCCUCCCAGACUGGAAGGAGGAGGAGAAGGAGCACCUGGGGGAGGAACUCUCUGAUGUGCUGCUCUACCUUGUGAGGCUCGCAGACAUCUGUGGGGUGGACCUGGGAAAGGCUGCCCUCAGGAAGGUGGAGCUCAAUGCCCUCAAGUACCCUGUUCACCAGUGCAAGGGCUCUUCAAAGAAGCACACCCACUACUCCAACUCCAAUUCCAACACCAGUAGCAACAACAAGACCUCCUCCCUCACCGAGCACUCCAAAAAUGGCUCUUCUGAGGGGCUCUGAUGUACAAGUCUUUUUGGAUUUGGUGUCUUUUGUGCUUCAGCGGUGGUUUUGUACAGACUGUUUUCUUGUGGGCUUUAGAGGGAUAGAUGGACAGAUAGAGAAGAAGACAAGUUUAUUUUGCUUUUUAGCUUUUCUCUUUUGGCUGCAUGGAAACCAUCUUGGGUGGUAAAUGGAGGCUAGAAGACAGUGUGGGCAAAACACUUUCAAAUGCAGUGCUUAUUGAUCUAUUUUGUGUUUCAACUUGCAAGGACUUAAUUAAUUUGUAUGCUGGCUUUUUUUUCUCCA
Molecule: messenger RNA, 1012 nt
Organism: Phoenix dactylifera (date palm)
Lineage: Eukaryota; Viridiplantae; Streptophyta; Magnoliopsida; Arecales; Arecaceae
Biological process (GO): nucleoside triphosphate catabolic process
Molecular function (GO): nucleoside triphosphate diphosphatase activity
Source: RefSeq, a predicted model, not a curated record